CUUCCUCCAGCCCCCAAGCUGGUUGUAUUUAGCUCCCGGGGCUUGGGCUACGACUUGCAGGAGUUUGGGGGGCAUCGAACGCAGCGGCCCUGGGGGUGCCCACGCCCAAGAACAGCCGUUCAGACGCCCGAGACCUCCGGGCAGAGAUGCGACUGGGAGUCUAGGGAAGCACUCUAUCCCUUCUCAGCCUGACAGGGAGGUUUCCCAGCCCCCUCCAGACAUUCUUGGAUGGAAUGAGAGGAGCUGGCACUGACCCCCCUCUGUGACCACUUCCUCUUCUGCCAUGGAGGAAGCCUUGUUGCCCCUGGCCAUGAGCUCUGACCCCAGGCCCUAUAAUCAACAACUCCCAGAGCCUCCAGACCCAGGAUGUGUCUUGGAGCCCCAGGACAGUCCUGAGGCAGCGCCUGCCCUGGUGUGUGCUCUUUGCUGCUGCCUUGGAAUCAUCUACUGCUGCUUCGGCUACCGCUGCUGCAGGGCAGUGAUGUUUCUCUCGGGCCUGCUGUCAGGAGCUCUGGUGAUCUUCCUACUGUGCCACAAUGAGCGGGUUCUAGAGACACAGCUGAGCCUGGAGGUGAGCGCGGGCAUUGCGCUAGGCAUCGGACUUCUCUGUGGCCUGGUCACCAUGCUGGUUCGCAGUGUCGGGCUCUUCCUGACUGGUCUCCUGCUAGGCCUAACCCUGGGCGCUGGGGCCGUGCUGGGCACCGAGCCCAUCUACCAACCACCUUCAGCCUGGGUGCCAGCUGGGGGGCUGGGGGGGCUUGCACUGCUGGGAGCCCUGCUCACACUUCAGUGGCCACGACCAUUCACAGUUCUGGGCACAGCCCUGCUGGGGGCUGCCAUGCUGGUGGCCUGUGCUGACUACUUCCUGGAGGGGCUGGCACUGGGCCAUCGGCUGGGCCAACGCUUGCAGGCACUUCCAGCCUUGCCUCCUCUCUGCUGGUAUAGCUGGGUCCUCCUGGGGACCUGGCCAGCCCUGGGGGCCCUUGGGGCGCUGGCCCAGUGGAAGCUCGUGGAUGAGGAACGUGGAGCCCACGCCAAUGGAGUGGUCUUGAGCCACCAGCGAAGGCAUCUCCAACUCCUUCGGAUCCAUCAGCAAGAGGCCAAGUGGCACCAGACCUCCGCUGGGGUGGGGCUCUGUGAGGGCAGCUACCAGCGCCACCUCCCCCAUAACACCUGGGGCCCUGCUGACAGUCUGGCUCUAGUGAAGUUAUCUCCAGAGCCUUCGAGAGCACCAGCUGGGACCAGGCCCCCAGGCCUCAGCCCCCCACGCCAUCCUGGACCUGGAUUCUGACUGUGGUUCCACUGUACCCCUCACCACACCUUCUGGUUCCAGCCAGACUUGAGCCUAAACCUCCACUGACCACCCCAAUCCCCCCAGCAAGGGCAUAGGGACACCCUAGCAGUGCCUGCACCCACAGGAAACACAAAAACUUCCCUACCUCUGGGACUGGAUAUGGAAUCUGUGCUCCCACCCCGACCAGCCCUGGAGGGAUUUGUUUCAGGGACCAAGGAUCCUGUGGAGUGGGGAAAGGAAGGAUGAGUACAUGUCUCUGUCCAAUCAUGGAGGCACCCUGGCCUCUAAAGUAACUAGUUCCCUAAUUCCUCCAAACCAAGAAGGGCCCUUACCCAAAUAGCCUUCUGUAUGUCUGCCUCAGUGUGCCUCACAUGCUUAAAUAAGGGGUUCUGUGUUUGUAGGACCUAUAGAAAAUCAGGAAGCCUUCUAAAGCACCUGAUAGUUUUUUAGUGGGGAGUAGGGCACAGAGGGGCUCCAGGAUCCCCUAAUCCCCAAGCCCCUCAUUAGGGAGUACUCGGGUUCCUGGUUAGCCUUUCCCCCUGGACCCCAUAGGUCCAAGCCCCCUUCUCCUACCUCAAUUGGGGGCACUGUCCUCCAUGGUGCUUCUUUUUCUCUCCUUCUUAGUGUGGGGAAGAUCAUGGGGCAGUACCUGGCUCAGCACCCACCUCCCAAAAAGCUAGCUUCUUGCUCCAAGGAAAGAGCAUUGACCCACAUGGAAGAGUCUUGCCCUUUUGUUUAAAGGAGUUUGGUCUUUGGGGCUGUGUGGGAGACAAGUGCCUUCUCUGCUUCUCAUUGUAGGUAAUGCUGAUCUUAAACAGAACUUUGUCCCAGCCAUUCUAAUCCUCCCCUCUCUGAUUUUCCUGCCCAAAGUCUGUUCCCUGGUUCCCAGACAGCAUGAAGGAAGAUGCAUCCCCCUGGGCAGCAAGGCCUUGAUGGGAGGAAGAACAUGGGUGCAUGUUAAUAAUAAAUGGCAUUGAACGCUG
This is a messenger RNA of Manis pentadactyla (Chinese pangolin), 2277 nucleotides long. Its product is annotated as transmembrane protein 198-like. Bases 284 to 1291 code for a protein of 335 amino acids. The transcript is spliced from 5 exons. Gene Ontology annotation, cellular component: vesicle membrane; plasma membrane. The record is from RefSeq and is a predicted model, not a curated record. NCBI's taxonomy places the organism in Eukaryota, Metazoa, Chordata, Mammalia, Pholidota, Manidae.